Molecule: messenger RNA, 414 nt
Organism: Plasmodium malariae
Lineage: Eukaryota; Apicomplexa; Aconoidasida; Haemosporida; Plasmodiidae
Product: iron-sulfur assembly protein, putative
Exons: 1
Coding region: 1-414 (137 amino acids)
Biological process (GO): iron-sulfur cluster assembly
Molecular function (GO): ferrous iron binding
Source: RefSeq, a predicted model, not a curated record
AUGAUAAAAAUGACAACAGGUAAAGUUAAAAAAAUUUCGUAUAUUGCAUUAAAUAAAUAUUAUAGUAUGAUAAGGCUUAAAUGUUCCAAAUAUAGGAGUAUUACAUACUGUAAUAAUAAUCCUUGUGAAUUUUCAUUUAAUAAAUUAUCCUUUAAUUGCAAAAGGUACUUAAACGAUAAUACUAAAAAUGAUUUAACUUUAGAAUGGGAAAAUUCAGAUGAUAUAGUAGAUUUACUUUAUGAAGAAUAUAAAAAUGUUGAUCCACUAACAUUAAGAUUUGAAGAAUUAGAAAAAAUGAUAAUAGAAACGGUUGUAAAUAAAAACAAAAAAAAGUUGAGUGGAAGCUGUAACGAAAGCGUUUUAGAAAAUAUACAAAUGAACUGGUUAGAAAGGUAUAAUGAAGAAAUUAGUUAA